AUGGCUUCAAACAGCAUCAAACUCUUAUCUGGGAACUCGCAUCCUGAACUCGCCGAAAAAAUAGCCAAACAGCUGGGCCUGCGGUUAUCCAAAAUUGGAGUGUACCAAUAUUCCAAUAAGGAGACAUCGGUGACUAUAGGCGAGAGUAUUCGUGACGAAGACGUAUACAUCAUUCAAACAGGAACUGGCCAGCAAGAAAUAAAUGACUUCUUGAUGGAGUUGCUGAUCCUAAUCCACGCCUGUAAGACGGCGUCGGCCAGAAGAAUAACAGCCGUCAUCCCUAAUUUCCCAUACGCUCGUCAGGAUAAGAAAGAUAAAAGCCGUGCUCCAAUUACUGCCAAAUUGGUAGCUAAUCUGCUGGAGACUGCCGGCUGCGAUCAUGUCAUUACCAUGGAUUUGCAUGCCUCACAAAUCCAGGGGUUCUUUCACAUACCAGUUGAUAAUCUAUAUGCCGAACCUAGCGUGCUGAACUAUAUUAGAACCAAAACCGACUUCAAUAAUGCUAUUUUGGUGUCACCCGAUGCUGGUGGUGCGAAAAGAGUAGCGUCCAUCGCCGAUAAGCUUGAUCUAAAUUUUGCUCUGAUACAUAAGGAGAGACAAAAAGCCAAUGAGGUUUCUAGAAUGGUAUUGGUCGGUGAUGUCAAAGGUAAGUCGUGUAUCUUGGUUGACGACAUGGCUGACACAUGUGGUACGUUAGUUAAGGCGUGCGACACUUUAUUUGAAAAUGGCGCUAAGGAAGUCCUAGCUGUUGUAACGCAUGGUAUCUUUUCAGGCUCGGCAAAGGAGAAGCUGUAUCAUAGCAAAAUUUCCAGAAUGGUCUGCACAAACACAUUACCGAUUGACUUGAACUUGUCUAUCUGUGACCAAAUAGAUAUAAGUCCUACCCUGGCAGAGGCUAUUCGUAGACUGCACAAUGGUGAAAGUGUCUCGUAUCUAUUCACUCAUGCCCAAUGA
Messenger RNA from Lachancea dasiensis, 954 nucleotides. NCBI's taxonomy places the organism in Eukaryota, Fungi, Ascomycota, Saccharomycetes, Saccharomycetales, Saccharomycetaceae. The record is from the annotation of a GenBank genome assembly.